Dipodomys spectabilis (banner-tailed kangaroo rat) is the source of this 2235-nucleotide messenger RNA. RefSeq names its product immunoglobulin superfamily member 11 (gene Igsf11). Gene Ontology annotation, biological process: homophilic cell-cell adhesion. The transcript is spliced from 7 exons. The coding region runs from base 33 to 1328 and encodes 431 amino acids. Lineage: Eukaryota; Metazoa; Chordata; Mammalia; Rodentia; Heteromyidae. Gene Ontology annotation, cellular component: cell-cell junction. Gene Ontology annotation, molecular function: ionotropic glutamate receptor binding. The record is from RefSeq and is a predicted model, not a curated record.
GCGGCGGCGGGCGCGCUCCCUGCGGCCCCGGGAUGACUUCUCGGGGUUGCCCUCUGGGCCCCCUGCUGCUGCUCUCGCUGCACGGUGUUGCAGUGUCUCUGGAAGUAUCAGAGAGUCCUGGGAGUAUCCAGGUGGCCCGGGGUCAGACUGCAGUCCUGCCCUGCACUUUCUCUACCAGUGCUGCCCUUAUUAACCUCAAUGUCAUUUGGAUGGUCAUUCCUCUCUCGAAUGCUAACCAACCUGAGCAGGUCAUUCUGUAUCAGGGUGGACAGAUGUUUGACGGUGCCCCCCGGUUCCAUGGUAGGGUAGGAUUUACAGGCACCAUGCCAGCCACCAACGUCUCUAUCUUCAUUAACAACACUCAGCUCUCAGAUACAGGCACCUACCAGUGUUUAGUCAACAACCUUCCUGACCGAGGGGGGAGGAACAUUGGGGUCACUGGCCUCACAGUGCUAGUUCCCCCUUCUGCCCCACACUGCCAAAUCCAAGGAUCCCAGGAUAUCGGCAGCGAUGUCAUCCUGCUGUGUAGCUCAGAGGAAGGCAUUCCUCGGCCGACUUACCUCUGGGAGAAGUUGGAUAACACACUCAAGCUACCUCCAACAGCCACUCAGGACCAGGUGCAGGGAACAGUCACCAUCCGGAACAUUAGCACUUUGUCUUCAGGUUUGUACCAGUGUGUGGCCUCUAAUGCCAUUGGAACCAGCACCUGUCUUUUGGAUCUUCAGGUCAUUUCCCCCCAUCCCAGAAGCAUUGGACUAAUAGCUGGAGCCGUUGGCACUGGUGCUGUUGUUAUCAUUAUUUGCAUUGCACUAAUACUGGGAGCAUUCUUUUACUGGAGAAGCAAAAACAAAGAGGAGGAGGAAGAAGAAAUUCCUAAUGAAAUAAGAGAGGAUGACCUUCCACCUAAGUGCUCUUCAGCCAAAGCCUUUCACACAGAGAUCUCCUCGUCAGAGAACAACACACUGACUUCUUCCAACACCUACAACAGUCGAUACUGGAACAACAAUCCAGAAGCUCACAGAAAUCCAGGCUCUCUCAGACACUUGAGGGACUUGCGCCAGUCUUCCUCGCUCCACUCAGGCAGUGUCCAUAUCCCGUCCAUCUAUGCCAACGGGAACCCUCUGGUCCCGGGUCCACAUAAGACUCUGGUAGUGACAGCCAGCCGAGGGCCAUCGCCCCAAGUGGUACCCCGGAGCAACGGCUCAGUGUGCAGGAAGCCCCAGCCUCAGCACACACACUCCUACACCAUCAGCCAGGCCACACUUGAGCGGAUAGGUGCAGUACCUGUCAUGGUGCCAGCCCAGAGCCGGGCAGGGUCCCUGGUAUAGGACAGACAUACUAGUUGCUGCGAGAACAUGCAAAGGUUCCCUAUGAGUGGCUAGGUGGGAUGGGUGAGGGCUGGAAAGACCCUCCUUGCCAAGGUUUACCUGGCCACGGUCCUGUGUGAUGGGACUUCAUGCUCUGUGAAGCUUCACGAAGUCUUGGUUCCCCUUCACAGGCAUCCUGUGAUUCUGUUCAAAAGCUGCACCUCCAAGAUGUGCCAAGCCAUGGAGAAGACGAAGGAGCAGAAUGUCAAGUGCAAAAAACAAACAAACAAAAAAAACAUGCUGCAGUCCAGAUGGGCCUGAUCUUUAAUUCUUGCCUAACUUAAUAAUUUUCAAGAGACUAAAGUGCCAGAUGGAGUUUAAAUAAUGAGAGCAUCUAAACAAAAGCAUAGAUGUCUUUAGGAAAAAUGGCAAGCCACCCUGUGAUGUGCUGGGUAUCUCCUGUCCCUUAUGAAGAGGGCUUCACCGCAUACAUGGUUUCUACCGGUUCCACCAGAGCUGGCUCUCAUCAUAGAAUCGACACUUUAUACAACAUGUGGUGAGAAAUGGGAGAAAACAAAGGAAACAUCUCUAAGCAGCCCCUCCCUGUUUAUCUCUUCCUGGACCAUGGAUUUCACAUUUGGAAUUUUGCUGUAUUGACAGAUUCUUGCCUGUCUGUGUUAUUCUAGGAUCUGUUGCAGGUCUACAAUUCCCAUUUAUUACUUCUGGAAAAUAUCCUCAGCAAACCAUUGGGUGUAUUUUCUUAAAAAAAAAAAAUAGGGAAGCUUAACCCCACCCUGUUCAGUAAUUGCUAUUAGUCCAGUAGGAGGUCUGUCCCAAAGCAGGCUGUGAAACAGGACAGCGGUGGUCAAUCCUGGGCCUGGCUGGCAGCCAGGAUGGGCUGUCCUGGCUUCCAGGUUAUUCAGUGAGG